UUUCUUUUGGUUUUUUUUAGUGUUCCCAAAAUUUCCGCGUUGAAUGUUUCAUGAAGCAACUUGACCAGAAUACAGUUUUAUCAUCAGCGGCCUGUGUACAGGGGUCAGGCCAGUUCGUAACGUGAUACGGGGAUUGCGUGAAGGGGAUCCAGCAAAGAUAGCAUGCGUAUAUAGGCUGGGAUGAAAUAUCAUUGAAACAGACCUCUGCACAGGGUGCCUGAAGUGCGGCAGUAGGCGUGUUUCUAGAAGCCAUACUUCAGAAUGUUCGUGGCCUCUUGACCAAUUUACAAGGUAAUUCUGGAAUAAAUAUGUGACUGCCCAUGCAAGAAAAUGACGAGGACUGAAAAUAUCGCAGAUACGCCUCUGCCUCGGCGAGAAAGAGACACAUUUUGCUGGAAAGGGAAAAGCCACCUUGGAAAUACGAAAGCGGCCGCCGAAACUGAAGAAACUAUUAAAGGCCUAAAUUGUCCUCCUACCACUCUGCAAUGGAAAGACAUUACCUUCUCUGUCGAAACAAAGACAGGAAAGCGAGCACUGCUGUCUCGCAUGUACGGGAAGGCAUUACCUGGGACGCUCACCGCCAUCAUGGGUCCAUCAGGAGCUGGCAAGACCUCGCUUCUCAAUGUUCUUUCCGGUCACUACCACGAAGGUUACGACGGUGAAGUUCACGUCAACGGCUAUCUGCGAGAUGUGAAGCUGUUCAACAUGCAGAGUUGCUACGUCAUGCAGGACGAUUGCUUACUGCAAGAUCUGACAGUACGUGAAGCCCUCACCAUGAGUAUAGAGCUCAGAACCACGUCGAAUGGAGGCGAACCCAUAUCCCAUCUCGUAGUAGAAGUGAUCGAGCGUUGGGGCCUCGAAGAAUGCGCUGAUACAUUGACUAGGUAUCUUUCUGGUGGGGAGAAAAAGCGCCUCGCCAUUUCACAAGAGCUCAUCAGCAAUCCAUCGGUGAUAUUUCUCGACGAACCUACCAGUGGCCUGGACAGCAGCUCAGCGCUGCGCUGCGUCCGAGUGCUCAAAUCGCUCGCUGAAUCAGGACACACAGUGGUGUGCUCGAUUCACAACCCGAGUGCUCGACUGUUUUCACAUUUUGACAACCUUUACAUGCUUUCGAGAGGAAGGUGCAUCUAUAGCGGCUCAGUAGAGCAGCUACUGCCAUUCUUGGAGUCUCAAGGCAUCCACUGCCCGGUAUUCAACAGCCCAUCCGAUUUCAUUACGGAGAUAGCGUCUGGCGAACACGGAGAAUUGACAACCAAGUUAUCAGGCUUCUUCAUUCCUGAUGAUUCUUGCAUAAUUAACAAAAAGUGGCAUGAUUCGUUGCCUCUCACCAGCUACGGUGGACGAAUAAUGAGCGUUAAGGAGAUGGAGGAAGUCAAACGACAACAUGAAGUACGAGUGAGGUACUGGAAGCAGUUCAAGACUCUUCUAAAAAGGAGCUGCCUCUGCGUAAUGAGAAACAAGGCCACUUUCGGCAUGCGCCUGACGGUCAGCCUGCUCUUCGGCCUUCUGCUCUCCAUGAUGUACUACGACUUGGGCAACCGGGCAGCGCUAGUGCGCGAAACGAUCACAAUGUACCUCGUGGCGAUGCUGCUGCUGCUCUUCGCAUACUGCGGCACGACUUCCAUAACGUUUCCUCUGGAGAUCGAUGUUCUGCUAAGGGAGCAGAGAAACUGCUGGUACUGCCCAAGUUUGUAUUUUGUGACACGUAUACUUGCGGACGUUCCGUUAACGAUUGCUGGUCCCGUGGUCAUGAUGACUAUUGUGCACUGGAUGACGUCUCAGCCUAUGGAGUUCUGGCGCCUUGCCAUCGUCAUACUUUUCUCCAUCCAGUUUGCUUCUACGAGUGAAAGCAUUGGUUACGUCUCGUCCGCUCCGUUCAGUCUUGAGGUUGCCACGCUGGUUGGACUGCCCGCUGCGACUCCGUCAUUCUUGUUCUGCGGCUACUUCGUGCCGCCUCGAUAUCUGUUCCCGGCCAUCAGGUGGCUCACGUACACCUCCCAUUUGUACUACGUUCUCCGUGGCAUCAUGGUCGCGUUGUAUGGUGGCGGACGCGGCGAGCUAAAGUGCGACGAACGGGACACCGACGUGCUUUGUGUCCCCAUCGAGGGUGAGGCGGUGCUAGACAUGAUGGAGUCGAAGGACGUGGACCUGCUUGCUUACUCGUUGGCGGUGUUGGCUAUAGACAUCUUCUUGAAAAUUGUCGCUUUCGCUCUUCUUAAGUGGCGAUUACGGCGCAAGAAGUGAGCCCUGUUUCACUGUAUUAAAAACUUGAGUGUCACUGGGCCUUCGACAAAUUAAAAUAUGUGUAAAAAAUACUUCGGUUCUCUAUGU
Messenger RNA from Dermacentor andersoni, 2331 nucleotides. NCBI's taxonomy places the organism in Eukaryota, Metazoa, Arthropoda, Arachnida, Ixodida, Ixodidae. The record is from RefSeq and is a predicted model, not a curated record.